Molecule: messenger RNA, 1416 nt
Organism: Austrofundulus limnaeus
Lineage: Eukaryota; Metazoa; Chordata; Actinopteri; Cyprinodontiformes; Rivulidae
Source: RefSeq, a predicted model, not a curated record
GUCAUUCCGGCGCACAGAAAAUACCUGCCUUUUUCUUUUCAGCAGACUCAGUACCAGUACAACCGUCUGCCUUUUUUCGGUUACGCACUUUUCUCAAUAUGCGUAGAGACAGCACUGCAGCCUCCACGCUCAGCGGGAAUGAGAAUCCUGUUUUAUCUGGACGAUUUGCUCCUGCUGGCUCCAUCCAGACAGGAAGCAGCGUCACAGACGGAUAAACUGUUAGCACACCACAGGAUGCUGGGUUUCUCCAUAAACUGGGAAAAGAGUUCUCUCAUUCCGGCCCAAUCCAUCACGUAGCUGGGUGUGGAUUUGAACUCUGUCACCAUGACAGCUCAUCUGUCUCUAACCAGGAAAGAGACUCUGCUGUCACUGUUAGCGCAUGUCAGACCCCGCAGGUCGGUGACAGCUCUAACUAUCAUGCGUCUCCUGGGCAUGAUGUCAGCAGCCCACGCGGUAGUUCCGCUCGGGCUGCUGCACACACGACGUUUACAGCGGUGGUUCCCCCGGCUAAAGAUCGAUCCGAUACGCCACAAGYGCAGGAUCGUAUCGAUCCCCUCCUCAGUGGAGGCAGAUCUGAGCCACUGGGGGAAGCCACACAACACUGUCAGCAGGAGUCCCUCUGAGCAGAGCGACACAUCACGUGCCGGUCUUCACAGACGCGUCACUGUCGGGGUGGGAGGGGGACAUGUUGUCCCAGACUGUGGGAGGCCGCUGGUCUGCCCACCCUGUCCCCCACAUAAAUGUUCUGGAACUUCUGACUGUGUGGAAAGUGCUUGUGCAUUUCAUCCAUCUGGUCCGGGACCAGCAUGUUCUGGUCCACACGGACAACAAAGUGGUAGCGGCUUACAUAAACCGCCAGGGAGGGGUACGCUCCCGGCAGCUGCUGGACACAGCCAGAGAGCUGCGCCUCUGGGCACACACCCACCUGUGCUCAAUCCGAGCGGUCUACAUUCCGGGUGUGCUGAACAGAGGGGCAGACAUCAUGUCCAGGGGGGGUCCCCAGGAUGGGGACUGGGCCCCGCACAUGACCAUAAUUAUGCAAAUCUGGGACAGAUUUGGCAAGGCGGAAGUGGACCUGUUCGCCAGCAGAGAAAACGCACAGUGCGACCUCUGGUUUCUCCCUGAGCUCACGGGACGACCCUCCUCUGGGAGUGGACGCCUUUGCGCGCCGUCCCUGACCGGACAAGCUGCUUUAUGCCUUCCCCCCUGUCCCUCUGAUCCCGCGUCUACUGGAUCGGAUCAGAACGGACAGCCGGCGGGUUAUUCUGAUUGUUCCCGAGCGCACGGGAGCGCACUGGYUCCCGGUCCUCCAGUCAUUACUGUCGGGCCCCCCGCUCCAAYUYCCCUGGCAGGAGGACGCUCUCCUGCAGGCGGGAGGAGCGAUCAGGAGUUUUCCGAGACUGGGCCAGCCCCUUU